AUGGAAGUUUUCGCCGCUCUGAUUGUGUCCAUCUCUUGGAUCUUAUAUUCCGACAGUGUAGCUAGUGAUUCCAUCAUUCAUAUAGGUGCAAUUUUUGAGGAAUCUGCGAGAAAGGAUGACAAAAUGUUUCGAUUAGCUGUGGCUGAAAUGAACAUGAAUGAAGAAAUACUGCAAAACGAAAAGAUAACAUUCUCUGUCAGAUUUGUUGACUCCAACAAUCCAUUUCAAGCUGUUCAAGAGGCCUGUGAUCUUGUGUCGCAAGGGAUUUUGGCUCUUGUUAGCUCUACUGGCUGUGCACCUUCAGCUUCACUGCAGUCCUUUGCAGAUGGAAUGCAUAUUCCUCACCUCUACAUUCAGCGCACACCAGCUGGAACUCCACGUUCUCAAUGUCCUAUUACAAGGAAUACAAGAAACAGUGAUUACACGCUUUCUGUCCGUCCUCCUGAUUACUUCAAUGAAGUGAUUCUCAAAGUAAUCACAGAAUUUUCCUGGCAGAAGUUCAUGAUAUUCUAUGAUGAUGCAUAUGAUAUUCGUGGGAUUCAAGAAUUUUUGGGCCAAGCUGGUCAACAGGGAAUAGAGAUUUCACUGCAAAAGGUUGAGGCCAGCAUAGGCAGCAUGUUCACAGGCCUUUUCUCCACGCUUGGGUUUGAUGAGCUGAGCCGUUUCCGAGACAUGCUUCGAAGAGCCCUACUUUUCCUUAACCCACGUACUGCAAAGACCUUCAUUAGUGAGGCAGUUGACACUAAUUUGGCAGCUGUUGACAGUCACUGGAUCUUCAUCAAUGAGGAAAUAAAUGAUGCAGAUAUUCGGGAGCUGGCAAAGAGAUUGACUGGCAGGUUGACUGUCAUUCGGCAAACUUUCCCAAUGUCAGAAAGCAAAAGUCAAUACUGUUUGAGAAGCAGUCAUAGAUUUUCUUCUGUAAUGUGUAACCCUAAAGAUCCCUUCACUCAACACAUGGAGAUCUCCAAUUUCUACGUAUAUGACAGUGUUUUGCUGCUGGCAGAUGCUUUCCACAAAAAGCUUGAAGAUCGAAAAUGGCACAGCAUGGCUAGCCUGACAUGUGUAAGAAAAAAUUCCAAGCCAUGGCAAGGUGGGAAGUCAACUUUUGAUGCAAUCAAAAAGGGGAAAGUGAGUGGAUUAACUGGAAUACUCAAUUUUAGGGAUGAUGGGACAAAUACCAAUGUUCUGUUUGAAAUUCUUGGUACCAGUUACAGUGAGGAAAAGGAUAGAGGGAUUCAACGUCUAGGUCUUUGGAGUCCAACCACUGGAUUGAAUGGUUCUCUUGUUGAUCAAAAACUGGAAAAUAGUAUGGAAGGAGUGACACUGCGAGUUGUGACAGUACUGGUGCCUCCAUUUGUUAUGAUGUCAGAGAACAUAUUUGGCCAACCUAAAGAAUUCUGUGGAUUUUCAAUAGAUGUUCUGAAUGCUUUGUCUGAGCACCUUGGCUUUAAAUAUCAAAUUUAUCAAGCUCCUGAUAAUCAACAUGGUAGAUUACAAAAUAAUGGAAAAUGGAAUGGAAUGAUAGGAGAACUUAUUAACAAGAUGAUGCUGUUUUUCAUUAAAUUGUGUUACUUUUCUUUUCUAGGAACAGGAGGAGACAUCCCCAUUAAUACUUUGGCAGUUCGCUUGUUGAUGGGAUUUUGGUGGCUUUUUGUUUUUAUAAUCAUCUCAACAUACACUGCAAACUUAACGGCCAUCUUGACCAACAAUCGAAUUGAAAACCCUAUUCGAUCUUUCCAGGACCUUGCCAAACAGAGAGACGUUCCAUAUGGUACAGUCCUUGAUUCAGAAGUAUUGCAAAUAAUCAAAACCAAAGGUCGAAAUCCAUUUGAGCUUGAACAAACAUAUGCUCAUUUGUGGAAUAUGAUAAACAAAACAAAUGGCUUGGAGAACUGUGUGAAGAGAAUUCAUGAUGGAAUUCAAAGGGUAAAGGCUGGAAAUUAUGCAUUCAUCUGGGAUGUUGCAGCCCUGGAAUAUAUUGUAGAGAAUGAGCCUGAUUGCUCCCUUGUCACAGCAAGGAAUUCUAAAGUUGAUCGAGGUUAUGGCGUUGCUCUUCAAGAUGGCAGCCCUUACAGAGACAUUUUUUCGCACAGGCUUCUAGAACUUGAACAAAGUGGUGAACUGGAUGCCCUAAAACAGAAAUGGUGGCCCAAAGUUGGGAAAUGUGAUUUGCAAAGUCAUGUUAAGACACAUGGAAAAGGAGGCCCAAUGGAUCUGCAAAACUUUGCUGGAGCAUUCUGUUUUCUUGCUUUGGGUGUUAUUUUGGCUUUCAUUGCUGCUGUGGUAGAAAUUUGGUGGAAAGGUGAAAAGAAAACAGACUCUCCUAGAGAGGCCAGCAGCUCUGUUCAACAUCAGGAUUGGUGGCUAAUGCCAGAAUUGCAAAAGGCCCAGGAGGAAGAACCCCAAUCCCAGGAGGACAAUGAAAUCGAAAUCGAUCAGUUCCAGAAACAAACAGAUGAUUUCUCUAAAGUCAGUGAGAGCUCUGUUAAAUUUUCACCAUCAUUUGUAGACUUGAAUUCAUUUGAACUAUCUAUAAUGCCAACUGGUGAAAAUCAAGAACAAUAUAGUGAUUUCAGGAACACUAAUUUGACAAUGUCAACCUUCAUACCUGAGCAGAUGCGGAGGACAAGCACAUGUAGCUUAUCAGCUAAGACUUCAUCUGGAUUGCCACUGAGUGGUACAGCUGGUCAACAAACUGCACAAUACGUAUGCACAUCACAAAAUGAGAGAGAUUGUAGCAGUCCUUCUUCCUUCCUCUGA
This is a messenger RNA of Rhincodon typus (whale shark), 2760 nucleotides long. Its product is annotated as glutamate receptor ionotropic, delta-2-like. Gene Ontology annotation, biological process: modulation of chemical synaptic transmission; monoatomic ion transport; synaptic transmission, glutamatergic. NCBI's taxonomy places the organism in Eukaryota, Metazoa, Chordata, Chondrichthyes, Orectolobiformes, Rhincodontidae. Gene Ontology annotation, molecular function: transmitter-gated monoatomic ion channel activity involved in regulation of postsynaptic membrane potential; glutamate-gated receptor activity. The transcript has 16 exons. Gene Ontology annotation, cellular component: postsynaptic membrane; plasma membrane. The record is from RefSeq and is a predicted model, not a curated record. The coding region runs from base 1 to 2760 and encodes 919 amino acids.